This is a messenger RNA of Cuculus canorus (common cuckoo), 3234 nucleotides long. It is a transcript of the gene ST6GAL1, whose product is annotated as ST6 beta-galactoside alpha-2,6-sialyltransferase 1. The transcript is spliced from 8 exons. Gene Ontology annotation, molecular function: sialyltransferase activity. Bases 478 to 1725 code for a protein of 415 amino acids. The record is from RefSeq and is a predicted model, not a curated record. NCBI's taxonomy places the organism in Eukaryota, Metazoa, Chordata, Aves, Cuculiformes, Cuculidae.
GACAACACUCUGGAAGCCUGACUUUUUUUGAGGUAUUGCAGAAAUGCCUCCCCCCCCGCCUCCCAUCAUUCCUUCACAGUCUCCAAGCUGAGAUUUUAUGCUGGGUGAGGACAGCCAGUAAAGCCCUGGAGGCUAGAGAACUCGAUUAAAAGGGAGAUGGGGGCAUGAAGAAUUGCCUGCAGAGCACAGAUAUGCUCCCCAUGGUGUCAUGUCCUACAGAUCUUAUCUGGCAAUCUGCUUUUACCUGCAAGGGUUUGACAGGAACUGGCGUGGACAGCAAAAGAACCUGGAGAUGAAGAUGUUUCUUGAACUUUUGGGUGCUCCAUAAAACUGUUGUGGUUGGGGAUGUCCUGCACAAAACCUGGGAAGAAAACCUGCCAAUAGCCAACAAUGACUUGAGUUGGAGAGCUGCUGCUUUUUCCACAGGACCAGCUGCCUGCCCGGUGUUCAGUGUCCCAUUUGGAUGCACCAUACACUAUGGUUCACAUCAACGUGUUGAAAAAAUCCAUGUUUGUUCUUGUGGUGAUACUGGUCACCCUCACAUUUUGCCUGUGGAGGGAGACAAGAAGAAGCUACUAUGUUCCUUUCAAGACUGAGAGUGAUGAUCUGAAGGUUCAUAGGACUGUGGAAAAAUGGAACCCACCUAAACCACAGGGUCUUUUCCAUGAAGCAGACAGUGAAUUGGGUCAGGUACCCAAAACUUGGUUAAGUAACCAGAGCAAACUAAAGGGCAGCACCUCUGGAACAGCUGAACAGUCCAAGAAAGCCCCAGACUCUGUGAAGGUAUGGGAUGAGGACAGUUCAUCCAGACACCUUAUACCCAGGCUGCAGAAGGUCAGAAAAAACUACUUGUCCAUGAACAAAUACAAUGUGACUUACAAUGGAAAGAGGAAUGCUGCUAAACUCAGCCCAGAGAAGCUGCUCUGCCAGCUACGGGACAGGGUGAAUGUGACCAUGAUACAAGGAUGGGAUGGUCCUUUUGAUACCUCUGAAUGGCAUCAGUACCUACCAGAGAAGAGCCUCAGUGAAACAGUGGGCCGCCUGGGUCGCUGUGCUGUUGUGUCCUCAGCAGGGUCUCUGAAAUCAUCUCGUUUGGGACAAGAGAUAGACAGCCAUGAUGCCAUCUUGCGAUUCAAUGGGGCUCCUGUCAAGGGGUUUCAAGAAGAUGUGGGGCAAAAGACAACGAUUCGUCUUGUAAAUUCCCAGCUUGUAACUGUUGAGAAGCAGCAGUUCCUGAGGGAAGCACUAUAUAACACUGGAAUCUUAAUUGUCUGGGAUCCAGCACCAUAUCAUGCAGAAAUUAAUGAGUGGUACAGAAAACCAGACUACAACUUCUUUGAAAGCUAUAAAUUGUAUCGGAGUACACAUCCAGAGCAGCCCUUCUACAUCCUGAAUCCAAAAAUGCAGUGGCAACUCUGGGAUAUUCUGCAGGAGAAUUCCCUAGAGCACAUUCAGCCUAAUCCACCAUCGUCAGGAAUGCUUGGCAUCGUGAUCAUGAUGACGCUCUGUGAUGAAGUGCACGUGUAUGAGUUUCUCCCUUCCAAGCGACAGACAGAUGUUUGCCAUUAUUACCAGAAGUUUCACGAUCGUGCCUGUACCAUGGGAGCUUACCACCCUCUCCUGUUUGAGAAGAACUUGGUGAAGCAUAUAAACCAGGGCACAGAUGAGGACAUCUAUACUCAUGGGAAAGUUACUUUGCCCGGCUUCCAGAACGUGCGUUGCUAGGAGAUAGUUUUUAGUGUGUUUAGGAAUUUUUCUUGACUGUCAAAGCACUUUUUAAAUCAGGGUUGUCGGAUUUGUUAGGUCUAAGCACUGGUGUGCACUUUGAUAGCUCUUCCAUGAUGCAAUACUUGCUCUUAGGAUCUCAUUGCUUAACUUCUCCCAGCUGUAAGGUGCUGUUAAUACACUGCAGCAUGUCCAUGCCGUAUCUUCAUGAGCCACUGCAAUAAAUUCCCUCCUGCUGAAGCCAGGCUCAUGCAGCAGGUGGAUACCGAAGAUGGUGUGUGAGAGAUGCAGGAGAUACUUUCUAAGCAGAGAUUGCACAAGUCAGGCUCAGAUGCUGAAUAUAGUUUGGUUUGCUUCAAAGGGGUGUUGACAGCUGAGAAACAAGAAAAAUAUAAACCUUGUACCCAUAGUCCUAGGAGCUCUUAGGAGCAGGGAUGAUUUAUGGAAACACUGUCAAAGCUUUUUUUAUGAUUGUUUGUCAUAAGCUAAACUCUUCGUCCAAAAUAUAUGAUUUUAUAAACAGUUUUUAAAAUAACCAUGACAACUUCCUUUUGAAUUGUAAGAUGUCUGAAACCACUCAGGUGGUGGUUUUGGCAGGGGAAGAGGGUGGCAGUUCACAAGGCGAUGAUUCUUGCAGGACCUUUCAAACUUUAUGCUUUUCUUUUAAUUGCCUAGAAUAAAUUAUAGUGAACACUUGCUUCUCCAGUACAGUGCUGUGCUUGAUAGAGAAGAAAACUUAUUUCGAAAACAUUUUGGGGAUGCUCGAAGGCACAAAUGGGAGAACUCGCUGAAGUGGGUACCUUUUUCCAGCUCCCUAAUGGUCUACCUUGGCAAGUACUUGCCAAUUUUGCAAAUUACUUGCCGUCUCAUCUCUGUUAACAGAAAUGCCACAUAGCCCCUGGCCAGAAGAGUUCCAGGUUUCUGCAACCUAGCCAAGCCAAGGUGCUUUCGGGGAGCAAAUGCUUUACCUCCAUGCUUCAUAAAUGGUAGGGGGGGAGAGCAUGUUCUUCUUGUGCUGAAACACAGGCAUAAUUGAGGAGGGCACCAUUUCACUGCUCGAGGGGAUGCUCCUGUGACAGCAUGGUAGAAGUUGUAGCUCUGCUGUCUCAGUGCUUCACUGCAAAAACCUUCAGUCUCUUCUUACACACUGGUGUUUCAUGGUGUCUGUAAAGAAAACUUUUUCUUCUCCUGUUUUGAAUAAAGCCUGUGAAAUCACUUGCCUAUUCUUGCUUUGGUGAAAACCAGUGUACCUGCCAUUGCUCUGUGACUGUGGGAACUUGUACCCGCACAGGCAGAGCUGGGAGGGAGCUGCUUACCUGCAUGUAUGAGUCAGCCCACGGCUCUGCCCCAUCUUGGUGAGGGUUCUCCAGCUCUGAGGGUGACUUUCUGCAUGCCCAUCUGUUGGGAUGGGUUGGAUCUGUCAGUGUUUACAAAAAUGUUUGUCGUGUCAGAUGUAUAUGUAAAACAACGUAAGUCUUUGCGCUGCUGCUCAGAAGCACUAAGACAAGA